Mixia osmundae IAM 14324 is the source of this 2886-nucleotide messenger RNA. RefSeq lists its product as uncharacterized. Bases 1 to 2886 code for a protein of 961 amino acids. The record is from RefSeq and is a predicted model, not a curated record. Lineage: Eukaryota; Fungi; Basidiomycota; Mixiomycetes; Mixiales; Mixiaceae. The transcript has 4 exons.
AUGCUGCAAGCCCCCUCGCAGAGAGCAACAGCCGUAACGAAGCGCACGAUGGAGCACGGUGCUCGGACAAACGGUCAUCAUGUCAAUGGCCAUGAUCAGCAAGCUGUCGAAGAGCCAGAGAUCAUCGAGCUCCGCAAAGCUGCGGGACCCGAUUCCUGUAGCUCCGUGCGGGACGACAUCGUCAGAGGCUUGCAGCGAACAGAGCGCACAAUUCCGGGCAAACAGCCAGAAGACGAGCAGUAUGCUUGGACCAAGUCUAUCCCUACCAUUGUGCUCUACGAUGAUCAAGGCCUGCAGCUCUAUGCGAAGAUCACGGAGCAGGCAGAUUACUACCUCUUUGAAGCAGAGCGCAACAUCUUGCGAACCCAUGGCGAUGAGAUCGCAAAUCGCAUGUUCGGCCGCAGACAUGCCCUGAACGUGGACCUCCCCUCGCAACAGGACGAGGCCCCAGAGGGUGAACACGACGCUCCACCGCUCAACGGGACUGCCGAGGUGAAGCGCAACGGCGACGAGAAAUGGGGAGAUUUUGAAGUUGGCGUACAUAAUCAAGGCGUCAAUGGCGCUCUGGGAUCGCGGGACGUUCGGAAAACGGGCUCCCUUCAUGCUCGACCACCUACCGAGCCCCAGACGGAAGCGGGAGUCAUCAUUGAGAUGGGAGCGGGCAGUCUGCAGAAGACAAGUCACCUCUUGCGCUCGCUUGCUCGGCUUUUGCCUUCCGAACACGACCCUUCUGUCUCCCGUGCUAGCCAGGCAGCAUCGAUCAAGCCGAGUCAGCCGAUACAGAAUCUGACUUACUACGCACUCGAUCUCGAGCGACCGGAGCUUGUCUCAACGCUCAGCAGCCUUUGCCAAGAGCAUCCGCACAUUGUGGCCUCGGACAGUGCAUCGCAUGACAAGAUUGUGGUCAAAGGCAUCUGGUCGGAUUACGAUGAUGCCUUGCCGGAGAUUCGCAAAGGCGCGUUUGACACUUCCAAGGCCGACGUCAAACGCUCGAUCCUCUGGCUUGGCUCUUCGAUCGGCAAUUUUGGCAGAGCGGAAGCAUCUGCUGCGCUCAAGUCCUUUGCACAAGCCGGUCUCCGUGCCGGUAAAGGCGAUACGUUCUUGCUCGGUGUGGAUGGCUGUGAUGAUGUCGCCAAGAUCGAGCGAGCGUACAACGAUCGAGCAGGAGCAACUGCCGACUUCAUCCUCAAUGGCGUGAGCAAUGCCGGCAGAUUGCUUGGCAAGGGCGCUGAGCAGUUGCAUGCCGACAAUUUCGACUACGCCAAUCGCUACAACCAGCUAGAGGGUCGACAUGAAGCGUAUGUCCGCGCCAAGCAGGAUCUGCUGCUCGAAAUUGACGGCCAGGCCGUUCGCAUUGAACGUGGCGAGCUGCUGUCCAUCGAAUGCAGCUACAAGCACAAUUCCGUGGAGUGUCAUCAGCUUUUCAAGGAGGCCGGUCUCCGCGUCAUUCAGGACUGGUCAGAUUCCGAAGGCACAUACAAGCUAUAUUUGCUCGAGCGACCAUCUUUCCAUUUUCCUUCGCCUUUCAUCACGAGCAAAACGAGCAAAGAGGGCGAUGUCUCGCCUUUCAAUUUGCCGUCCUUGGACGAUUGGCAGCAGCUCUGGACCGCCUGGGACUGCGUCACUAUGAGUAUGGUCCCUCGUCAUCUGCUUCACACUAAGCCAAUCGAUCUACGUCAUAUCAUCUUAUUUUACCUGGGGCACAUCCCAGCUUUCCUAGACAUUCAUCUAUCACGAUAUCUACACGAGGAGGCAACCCAUCCCGCUUACUUCCACGAGAUCUUCGAACGCGGCAUUGAUCCUAACAUGGAAGACCCUACGAAGAUUCACAGUCACUCGGAAGUGCCCAAAGACGAAGCAGCGUGGCCUUCACUGGCAGAGAUUGUCAGCUUCAAAGAUCGUGUCAGAGCGCGUUUGCGAGCAGUUUACAGGGGCAUCGACGGUGCUCAGCAUGUCGAGAGACGCCUGGUUCGCACACUCGCAAUGGUCUACGAACACGAGGGUCUUCAUCUCGAAACACUCCUCUAUAUGCUUGCGCAGAUUGGCGACAGAAUCAAUGCGCCCGCCGGUUUUGCAGAACCAGACUGGUCUGCUCUUGCAAAGCGUUGGGACGAUAGCGUUACUGCUGAGGGCGAUCUGCGCUCCAGCGAAGUGUCUUUCGAAGCCACCGAGCUCGAAUAUGGUCAUGAUGAUGACGACAGCGCCGAUGCAGACAUUGACUAUGAUGCUGCGCACGAAUUUGGCUGGGACAACGAAUCACCUGUGCGUAGGGUACAAGUCGACAGCUUCUCGAUUUCGCUGCUGCCGAUCAGUAACCUUGAAUACUCCUCCUUCGUGCAAACUCAGUCUGAUGCUACAUUAAUACCUUCGUCAUGGAUCGCCCUGCCCGGUGGAAACUAUGGCGUGCGAACGUUACUUGGUACCGUUCCGUUCCACGUGGCACAACACUGGCCUGUGAUGGCAUCCGGCAAGCAGCUUCAAGCUUUCGCAAUGUCAAAGGGCGGUCGUCUACCUACCGAGCCUGAGCUGCGUCUUUUCCUUUCUCGCUGUCUUGUCGACCAGCCCAGCGCCAAUAUCGGCUUUUGCAAUUGGCAUCCUGUACCGGCAGCUCUGCCUGUCACUCUGCGCGAUGGCAGCUCGACAGGCUCGCACAAUGGCGGCGUGUUCGAAUGGACCAGCACUUUGUUCGAGCGCCACGAAGGCUUCAGCGAUUCUAAGCUGUAUCCAGCAUAUAGCUCUGACUUCUUCGACGGCUGCCAUUCUGUCAUGCUCGGCGGCUCGUUCGCAACGAUGCCACGAAUCGCAGGCCGAUCCGCAUUUCGUAACUGGUACCAGACCGCAUAUCCAUACGUUUUCGCAGGCGGAAGAGUUGCCUACGACGCCUAA